Molecule: messenger RNA, 1619 nt
Organism: Cotesia glomerata
Lineage: Eukaryota; Metazoa; Arthropoda; Insecta; Hymenoptera; Braconidae
Gene: VhaAC39-1
Product: V-type proton ATPase subunit d
Exons: 5
Coding region: 181-1227 (348 amino acids)
Biological process (GO): vacuolar transport; proton transmembrane transport; vacuolar acidification
Cellular component (GO): early endosome; vacuolar proton-transporting V-type ATPase complex; plasma membrane proton-transporting V-type ATPase complex
Molecular function (GO): proton-transporting ATPase activity, rotational mechanism
Source: RefSeq, a predicted model, not a curated record
AUACUUAAUACUUAGCCAACUUCAGACAGCUCGGUCAUAUGAUCCAGGUCUGGUGAUAGUAGGGCGAGUCCAGUGUCUCUAAUCUCCAUUUAAUUUACAAUUGUCUUGCCAGAAAAAAAAAAUUAAUUUAUUAACUAGUUUGUUUUUUUAAAAAUAAAUAAAUAGUUAAUAAUAAUAAUCAUGAAGGGCUGCUUGUUCAAUAUCGACAAUGGUUAUCUUGAAGGUUUGUGCCGUGGAUUCAAGUGUGGAAUCCUGCAACAGAGUGAUUAUCUUAAUUUAGUUCAAUGUGAAACACUCGAAGAUUUAAAAUUACAUCUCGCUGGUACUGACUACGGCAGUUUUCUGGCAAACGAGCCCUCACCAUUAGCUGUCAGUGUCAUAGAUGACAAGCUGAGGGAAAAAUUAGUUAUUGAGUUCCAGCAUAUGCGUAAUCACUCUGUAGAACCUCUGUCACAGUUCCUGGACUUUAUAACCUACAGUUACAUGAUUGAUAAUAUUAUCUUGCUGAUAACUGGGACUCUUCACCAGCGACCGAUUUCUGAACUGAUUCCCAAGUGUCAUCCGCUGGGUAGCUUCGAGCAAAUGGAAGCUAUUCAUGUCGCAGCAACUCCUGCUGAGUUGUACAAUGCAGUAUUAGUUGAUACUCCACUUGCUCCAUUUUUCGUCGACUGCAUCUCCGAGCAAGAUUUGGACGAGAUGAACAUUGAAAUAAUCAGAAACACUUUGUACAAAGCUUACUUGGAGGCUUUUUACACUUUUUGCAAAGACAUCGGAGGAACUACUGCUGAUACCAUGUGCGAGAUUCUAGCUUUUGAAGCGGACAGACGUGCUAUUAUUAUUACGAUCAAUUCUUUCGGUACUGAGCUCGGUAAGGAUGAUCGAGCCAAGUUGUACCCACGCUGCGGUCGGCUCAAUCCUGAUGGACUUGCUGCUUUGGCUCGGGCUGAUGAUUACGAACAAGUUAAAGCUGUUGCUGAGUAUUAUGCUGAAUACAGUGCAUUGUUUGAAGGCGCUGGUAAUAAUCCUGGAGAUAAGACUCUUGAAGAUAAAUUUUUUGAGCAUGAGGUACGCUUGAAUGUGCAUGCAUUCCUUCAACAAUUUCAUUUUGGAGUAUUUUACAGUUAUUUAAAACUCAAAGAACAAGAAUGCCGCAACAUUGUCUGGAUUUCUGAGUGCGUUGCUCAAAAACAUCGCGCUAAAAUCGACAACUACAUCCCGAUAUUUUAAGCGAAUGUUUUUUUUUUAAAUUUCAACCCCAUGAUAAAAAUAUAAAAUGUGUACAUUAAAAAUCAGUUAAACAAACGACCUCAUCUAUUAAGCUGUUGUUGACGCCUUGAUACAUAACGGCGUAUUUUAUUAUUAUUAUUAUUUACUGAGGCAAAAUGUAUAGAGUAUUAAUAUUAACCGAGAGUUAACUUGUUAUUAUCAUUAUUAAUUAAUAAUAUAUGUUACAAAAUAAUUAUUGCAUUCCAUUCUCUAAUCGUGUACCCAAAUUAACCAAUUAAAUACCUUCAAUCAUAUAAAUAUAUAAAUAAAUAUUAUAAAUGUGUAUGUAUAAUGUAUAUCAUUGUAAGAAAGAUAGACAAAUUGAUAUAUAAUAAAAAAAAUCUAUAACUUUA